Lucilia cuprina (Australian sheep blowfly) is the source of this 2818-nucleotide messenger RNA. RefSeq lists its product as uncharacterized. The transcript has 2 exons. Bases 356 to 1333 code for a protein of 325 amino acids. The record is from RefSeq and is a predicted model, not a curated record. NCBI's taxonomy places the organism in Eukaryota, Metazoa, Arthropoda, Insecta, Diptera, Calliphoridae.
AACUCUCUUUAUGAACGGUUGUGUCCAUUAAAGCGCUUAGCAAUUAAAAAAGAAAAACAAGAAUUAACAGUUACAAAAGUGAUAUUAUAUUUUGUUUUGAUUAUUGCCUACUCUCGUUCUCGCUUGAGCUCGCACACGUGUAGUCAAUUUAAAAACGAAUAAAAGGGAAUACAAUUAGUGAUGGCCCGCGGGGCCAAAUCCUCAUCUAAGAAGAAAAAAUCAUUUCCUAAGAAAAUCAUGAUUAACACUCAUAGACCUGUGGCCUAUAACCCAAAUAUCGCAUCAUGUUCAAGAAAUAGAUUUAGUCUAUUAGCCGGUAUGAACGAUAUGGAAGUUCUUCCCGAAUCAAAUAUAAAUGAAGUCAAAAAAACUAAGCCACCCCCCUACAGAGAUCCAAAAUCUUUUGGGCAAAGAUUGUAUGUACAAACGUACUUCCAUUGGUACUAACAUUUUUCCUCCUAGUAUUGAAGUAUACGAAUGCUGUAAACAAAUAUUAAGGGAAAAUCAAAUAGAAUUUCACUCUUAUAAUCCGAAGGAAAAUAGGCUCUACACAACGUUUCUUUACGGUUUACCCCAAAUAAAAACAGAUGACAUCAUGGCAGAACUAAAAAGUUAUAAUCUUAUACCCUCGUCAGUGACAGAGGUUAACACAAAGUUCAGUUCAUCGAACAACGCUGUUUACAAAGUACAGUUCACUAGGAAAACUUUCAAUCCUGAAUCAUUAAAAAAGAUUAGAACAAUAUCUAAUGUAAUAAUUAGUUGGAAAAAGUACAAACCAAAAAAUGAUAAACCAACCCAAUGUUGGAACUGCCUUAUGUAUGGACAUGGUGGUGAACAUUGUUUUAGACUUCCAGCCUGCAUGAUUUGUGCCAACGAUCAUCAUACAAAAGAUUGUCCUUAUAACUCAAAUGACAAAAGUCCUGCUGCCUUUUCAUGUUUCAACUGUAAAAAAUAUGGAAAAGAACGAAUUGAUCACUCUGCGAAUGUCAUUAAUUGUCCCCUACGAUCAUUAUAUCUUGAGACAAGGGCUAGAGCAACCUCUAAAAGCUUUCAACGAAACAACAGGAGAAAUCAAAGUGACACAUUUCAUUACAACAAUGCUGACUUCCCAAAUAUAGUUUCAAAUACAGUUAACAAUAAUAAAAAUAACAACGUUUUUCAUAAUAAGCCAACCUAUGCUAACCAGCUGAAAUCAAAUAAUGACAUUUUUAGUAUUGAUGAAUUAUUCGAUAUAUUCUCAAAAACAAUGGAAGACUUAAGUAGAUGUACUUCCAAAGUGCAACAAAUUCAGGUCGUAAUGUCAAUGGUUAAAUAUGCCUAUGGAUUACGUUAAUAUAAAUGAAUUCAAAAUACUUCACUGGAAUGCCAAUGGCAUCUCAAAUUAUUCCAAACUAACUCAAUUUGAGUUUCUACUAGAAAAAGAAAAAAAUAAAGUUGCUUCUGUUAACGAAACCUUUUUUAAUGAAACGAGUAAACCAUAUUUCAAAAAUUAUUAUAUUUAUCGAAAUGACAGAACCGACGGAUCAAGGGGAGGAGGAGUUGCUCUCAUUAUCCAUAAACAUAUUAACCACAAAAAUAUUUCUGUGGAUAAAACUAAAUCAAUAGAAAAUAUUUCAAUUGAAAUAUUGAUAAAUAACAUACCUAUGAAAAUAAUAGCAGCAUAUUCAGCCCAUUAUAACCAUAAUUUUAAACAUGAUAUCCUUAAAUUAACUUCACCAAGCAAAGAUUACAUACUACUUGGAGAUUUAAACGCCAAGCAUACCUCGUGGAACUGUAUAAGAAAUAACACCGCUGGUAACGUGCUCAGUCAAUUACAACAUACAUGCAACUUCUUCGUUUAUUAUCCAAAUGAUCCAACCUACUACCCUCAUCAACACGGACGUGCUCCCUCUACAAUAGAUUUAGUCUUAAGCAACACCACAUUAAAUUUGAACCUAGAAGUACUAGAAUAUGAGAUUAGUUUAACAACUGUAAAUACGGUAGAUUUAAGCUAUUAUAACUAUAAAUUAACCAAUUGGAAUUCCUUUCCAAACUAUAUAGAUAACAAAAUAGUUUCUAACACUAAUAUAUAUAAUACUAACACAAUUAUCGAUAAUGACUUAAGUACUUUAAGCAAAAUCAUUCUGGAAGCUAGAGACAUAUCUACUCCUAAAUUAUAUCCUUCAGACAAAGUUACAUUACCUGAUAAAGUGAUUAAAUAUAUAAAAGUAAGAAGAACAUUUAAUAGGAAAUUUCAUAGAUCGACUAACUCAUUUGAAGCUAAUUUCUACAAAUAAUAUUCAAGGUUUCUGAGCAAGUUAAUUGAUGAGAAUAUUAAUACUGAAAGAAAUAGGAAAUGGUCAGCACUUUUAUCCAAAUUGAAGCCAGGUGACAUUUUGGAGAAUAAGUAGAAAACCUACGAGCUAAAGGUCAGACAAAAAUCCCCCAUUUGAAUGUAGGAAUUACUGAAAUUAUUUCUGACAGCGGGAAGGCUGAAGUACUCGCCAAUAGAUUUGUUCAGGCUAAUAACCUCACAGCACAUUUCAGUCAUUCCUUUGACAAGAAAGUUGAUUCUUUAGUAGAAAACUUUCGAAAUCAAUACAUAGAUUUUGACGAUUUCAGAUAUACAUCUCUCUGUGAAAUGAUUAACUUAAUUUCAUCACUCAAAUCAUCUAAAUCCCCCGGGUUUGACAACAUAUCGAAUCUUCUAUUGAAAAAACUUCCCUUAAAUGCUAUAAAACUACUGGUUACAAUAUUUAAUGGUUGUAUUAAACUUAAUUAUUUUCCCAGUAUAUUUAAAACAGCAAAGAUAAUUCCCAUUCAUAAACCCAACAAACCA